UUUUGUGGAAUAAUAUCCGCCGAGGUGUUGCAGGUCACCAAAAUAAACAUCUAAAACGUGAUGAAACAUACAUCAUGUCAAGUUCCAUGAAAAGUGGCAUGUAAUUUAAUAUGAAGCUUAUCUUAAUUUUGAAUCUUUUAUUUUUACAUGAGUUUGUAGCGAUAAAUUAUAGUGGUGGCCCUGUGAAUGGCAAUUCAGAGGGAUGUUUUUGUAAGUUACAAGGAGAAGUAGAUGACUGUACGUGUAAGGUGGAGACUUUAGACGGCAUUAACAAUCAGAAAAUAUAUCCUCGCUUACAGAGUUUACUUAGUAAAGAUUACUUCAGAUAUUUUAAGGUUAAUCUAAAAAAGACAUGCCCAUUUUGGUCAGAUGACAGUAGAUGUGCAUUAAAGGACUGUCAUGUAGAUAUGUGUAAUCAGGAUGAAAUCCCACCAGGUUUAAAAGGGAGUGAACCAACUGAAAAGAAGUAUUCCAAAGAAGCUCAAGAUGAGACUGAGUCAUGUGAAGAACAAAAAGAAUUAGGUGCAUUGAAUACUACUAUCAGUGACUCCACAAAAGAAGCACUGAGGAACUGGACUAAGCAUGAUGAUACACAGGAAACAUUCUGUGAACUUGAUGAUGACAAUUCAUCAGAAUGUGACUAUGUUGACCUACUUCUUAACCCUGAAAGAUACACGGGAUACAAAGGACCAUCAGCACAUAGGAUCUGGAGGAGUAUUUAUGAAGAAAAUUGCUUCAAACCACAAGAAGAUGAGAGUACACCUUAUUCACCUCAACAGUCUCUUGCAGCAUCAUAUCUUAAAGCUGUCUAUAUAAGAUCAGAAAUGACAGGAUUGUGCUUGGAACAGAGGACUUUCUACAGAAUGAUUUCAGGGCUUCAUACCUCAAUCAAUUUACAUCUCUCAGCAAAUUAUUUGUUUCAAGACAAACUGGGAUUCGGUAAUGGUAAAUGGGCACACAACACUAAGGAAUUUUUAAGAAGAUUUGAUCCUGUAAAUGAAGAGCAGGGUCCUCAGAGACUGAAGAAUUUAUAUUUUGCCUACCUUGUUGAACUGAGAGCAUUAAUAAAGGCAGCACCAUAUAUUUUAGAGGAAGAAUUUUACACAGGAAAUGAAGAAGAGGAUAAGGAUGUUAAAAGUGGAGUAAGAGAUUUGUUAACUGUUAUUCAACAAGCUCCAGAUCAGUUUGAUGAAAGUAAAUUAUUUCAAGGUGAUCACAAAGAAGCAAAGAAAUUAAAGGAAGAAUUCCGUGCUCAUUUUAUGAAUGUAUCCAGGAUAAUGGAUUGUGUUGGUUGUGAUAAGUGCAAACUAUGGGGCAAAUUACAGAUACAAGGCAUGGGCACAGCUUUGAAAAUAUUAUUUUCGGGUGAUCAGAUAGGACCACAUUCCACAAUUAAUGCAAAUCAGAAGAAAAAGUUUCAGCUUAGACGUACUGAAAUUGUCUCGCUUUUUAAUUCUUUUGGCAGAUUAUCAAGCAGUGUUCAUUCAAUAGAAAAGUUCCGACACCUGUUGAGCUGACACCACCACUUAGAUGAUCUCUCCUUUUGCUCAUGGAACUAUUUUUCCCGCCACGGCUGUGAUUCUUAGGCUUUCAAAAGGCUUGACAGUGAUAUUCACAAAUGAUUAUACUAAGCUUAACUUCGUUAGUUGUUUCAGGGUGAAUCCAUAUAAAUGAAUUCUGUGCAUAGUUAGGCUUAAAAAAAUUGAACAUAAACCCUAAUUCAGCCAUUUUUAGAGAAAUUGUACGUGCAAGUCAUGAAUGAUGCAGUAUAAUUUUCAAGUGCUUAGUCUUUAGUCAAAAUAGAAAAUGCAUUUUUGUUAUUUGUUAGAAUUGUCUCUGUUGAAUACAAAUCCUUUAAUAUAUAUUACCAAACAUACAAGUAAUACAAAGCUUCUCAUAAUGUGACAAAUCUCUACAAACUUUGUGCAUUUUUAAGCUAUAAAAUUUUGUCAAUGAGCCUUCAGCCAUUAUCUUUUUAUUUUUUACAUAAAAUUUUCGACUAAUUUUUUCGUAACAAAUGUAAAGAUAAACUAAGGUUACUGGUGGCCAGAAAUUAGAAAUCGUGUCUUUGGAAUACCAUUUAUUGUGAAAUUGAUUCACAUCAAAUGCAAUAAUAUUUUUGAUAUUUCAUGUGGAUAUAUAUAGACCUUAAAGCAUUCCAUUAGAAAGAUAAAUAUAGGCUUUACACCAUAGACAUGUGGAUAUUUAUCACCAGUGUAUUUUGGUCAAAGAAUAAAUUACAUUCUUUUUAUUAUUUCAGAAUGUAUUUGGUUAUUAUUAAUUGUGUGUACAAAUGUGGCCUGUAUGUUCAUGUUAAUUAAUUUAUGAUAACUUUGUUGUGAAUAUUUAUGGUUAAGAAGUCUUGCUGACAGAGUGUUCUAUGUCAUGUAGUUAAGUUAUUUAUAAAUGUUAUAAAUGUUUACUUUAAGCCCUUGUAGAUAAAUUGACGUUAUUUUUUUAUUAGAUUAAUUAAAGCGACUGGAUAUAGUUUUGGGAUAUAUAAAUAUUCAAUGUCCUGUUGUUUUCGAGAUUCAGGAUAUAUAAAUAUUCAAUGUCCUGUUGUUUUUGAGAUUCAGGAUAUAUAAAUAUUCAAUGUCCUGUUGUUUUCGAGAUUCAGGAUAUAUAAAUAUUCAAGGUCCUGUUGUUUUCGAGAUUCAGGAUAUAUAAAUAUUCAAUGUCCUGUUGUUUCAGUUUCAUUUAUGAUGACAUUUUGAUGAUGAAUCUGAGGAAUAAAAUUUAAUAAAUGAAAUAUAGUGAUGAAUUCUCAUCUGAUGAGGUACAAAACCGAUGUUGUUUUCAUUUUCAAAUGAAUUUCUUGGUUGCCCAAAUAAUUAUAGUUUGUCUGAAAUAUAUAUAACAAUGCAUUUGAUGCUAAUUUUUUAAAGAUAAUUAUACCAGUCUUUGGGUACAUCUGGAAUUUGUGUUUUUUUUCUGUUUGUCUAAAUUUACCUCUUGUAGAUUGAUAUUUGUAUGCUUUAAGAUGUCCUGUCUUCAAGUCUUGUCAGGUAGUUGAGUGAGCAAAGUGUACUACAUAUGAUUUUCUUUGAAAAAAAAACUAUGACAUUACCUUGAAAGCUUUUAUAAAUGGCAUUUAUAUUAAUGUAUGGGGGAGCGAGAAAAUGGGAUUAGGGUGAGUAGAAGCCCACAACUCAUCCCAUGGAGGGGGAGAAAAUGGGUUAAGGGUAGAUUAGCAGACAAAAGCUACUGUUACAAUAAAACUUUUAUGACUUUCAAUUAUUAAGUUUAUUGAUAUUCAACAUUUAGAUAAGUAUCGGAUGUAUUGAUAUAAUAUUAUUAGCAUUUUUUUUUAAAGAUACAAUUCAUUCAAAUGAAUAUUUAAAAACAGAUUUUUAGUCAGUAUAUUGUAAUUUUUUGUAUAUAAAAUGGGUCAGUUAAUAACAGUUUUUUUUUUACUUUAUUAAGACAUUAUUCUUGAAACUACCAAACUGUAGAAAUUGACAUAUGGACAUUAUUUACUAUGAAAACAAAUAUUUUAAGUUGAUAUUUUUAACAAUAUAUGCAAGUAACUGUUGAUCAAUUUUUUGAUGUUGUGAAUUAAUAAUUAUUCAUAGGUUACUAAGUUUCAAAGCUUUUAUGGUUUGAGGUAAACCAUGUCUUACACACAAAUGCAAUUUUCAUAAAGGCUUGUGUGCAAAAUUUGUUCAAUCCAUGAAAUCAAAUAGCCUUAAUAAAACAAUGUUUCAUCAAUCCACGAAAAAUAAAUGAAAUACGGCAAAUGGUAAAUCAACAAUUAUAUAUUUCUAUUUGAUAGUUGUAGCCUAAAAGGUCUUUAAGAUAUGUUCCUAGUAGUGUAGAUUUUUACAAUCAUGCUACUAAGAUCUUUCAUUGUGAAAAGGUUGCCUAUUAUGACAAAUAUAUUUUGCUGCUUUAGUUGAAAUACAGAUUAAUACUGUAGGGUCUUCAUUUCCUCUUUUUACACAAGUAAUACAUUUAGAACAAAAAUUUGAACUUACAUACAUUAUAUAUUUUAAAGUGAUAUUGCCUGUAUUUGUUAGAUUUGUUUGCCUCUUAUAUGCUGUAGUUUGUUGAUAUUACCAAGCAGCUGUGUUCCUCAUUGCACAAUAAACCAGUCCUACAGAUCGUCUUAAACUUGCAAUGAGGUGUGAUUUGUUUCUCCACGUUGAAAUCCUCACUGUAACUAUGAGAUGAAAAACCUGUGGGUUUUGUCAAGUGUAUGAAUUUUGUUUCAAGAUUUUAUACACCAAUUCCUCUCUUUUCCAUGUAAUAAUUGUUUACAAUCUGGAUAGUUAACAGAAAUAUGACUCACUUUUCAUACUAAACAUCUAUGAAUGUAUGUGUUCUCUUUUCAUUUCUAAGGGAUCAUGGCAAGUCUAAUUUUCUUGGAAAUGAUGGAUAUAGCAUUUGAUAGUUCAACAAUAAUAAAGGAGAAAUGUAAUUAUAUAUUGCUCAAAUUAACUUGAAAUCUAAAGAUCUAGUCAGUAGACUAGUUAAUUCUAUGUUCUAGAUAUUAGCAAAAAUCCUUAAAAUAUUUCACUAUUGUUCUACAAUAUUUUGUCAUUUUGUUGAUAUAUAAUGUUGUUAUCUAUUUUCAUGCAAUCUUGUAAUUGUUAUUUCAUACAGUUUAUCAUUAAAUAUAAAACAAUA
Messenger RNA from Mytilus californianus (California mussel), 4626 nucleotides. RefSeq names its product ERO1-like protein alpha. Gene Ontology annotation, molecular function: thiol oxidase activity; FAD binding; protein-disulfide reductase activity. Gene Ontology annotation, biological process: protein folding in endoplasmic reticulum. The transcript has 17 exons. The record is from RefSeq and is a predicted model, not a curated record. NCBI's taxonomy places the organism in Eukaryota, Metazoa, Mollusca, Bivalvia, Mytilida, Mytilidae. Gene Ontology annotation, cellular component: endoplasmic reticulum membrane; endoplasmic reticulum. Bases 111 to 1517 code for a protein of 468 amino acids.